Molecule: messenger RNA, 729 nt
Organism: Fusarium venenatum
Lineage: Eukaryota; Fungi; Ascomycota; Sordariomycetes; Hypocreales; Nectriaceae
Source: RefSeq, a predicted model, not a curated record
AUGGAUAGUAACGCGGGUUGGAUCAUUCCUGUGGCAUUACAAUUCUUUGCUCCCAUCUUCCUUCUAAUUCUCUGGUUUUGUGUCCCAGAGAGUCCUCGAUGGCUUUUAUCCAGGGAUCGAGUAGAAGAAGCCACCAAAGCUCUGGGUCGAAUUCGAAAGGACAAGUCGGAACAGAACAUUGAAUCCCGCACGAUGGUUGCCAUCCUGGCCAUGUUUGAGCAGCAAAUCACGGGUCAGGCAUUUGCCUCACAAUACUCGGUUAUCUUCUACCUCUCUCAGGGAUUCGGGCACAGAAGCUUUUUGUUCUCUGUCAUCAACUCCUUUCUCGGACUUAUAUGUCUGCUCAUUACAUCGUACACUGUCGACAUGGUCGCUUCUUUUAUGCUCUUCUCUGCAUCCUAUGCACUCUCGUGGGCUCCCAUAUCCUACGUGAUCGUAUCUGAAGCCGCAUCGAGUCACAUCAAGGAGAAGACCCACCUCCUCGCCUCUCUCAUCUCAGUCUUGACCACCUUUGUGACAUCCUUCACGCUUCCUUAUCUUCUUAGCAAGCCUUAUGCAGCGCUUGGAGCCAAGCUUAAGGGCCGAAGUUUGGAAGAGGUGGAUCAGCUCUUCGCAAGUGGACAGCCCUUGCACAAGCUUGGGUCUCUCAAGACGAGGACAGCAGAGGAGGCCUUCAGUACAGACUCCCAUGACCAGGAAAAAGCUGUGGUAAAAGAAACAGCGUGGUAG